AACCGAAAAUAUAUACACAAACAUGGCGACAAGACAGACAGUGAAGAUGCUGUUCCAUCUACGGAGGACAAUAUUCUUGUUAUUUAUCUUCGCUCCCCGUACAAUUUCCUCAACUCUUCGUCUCCAUCCAGACCAGCAGUUCAUGCUUCCUCAUCAUAAGGGAUUUUCUUUGAUUAACGCAAAAGAGGUAUUCCUGCAGGGAAUAGGCGCGGAGGCUCAACGAAGAGCAGCCCGUAAUGCGAAAGAAGACGGAGCGGCCGCUGGCGCUUAUCAGCAUCGCAGUCGGCGGAGUGCUGUAGAAUCACCCGUGCCAAAGGUGUACGGACAGGCCAACCUGAACGACUCCCACAACCAGAUGGUAGUCCACUGGGCUGGAGAGAAGAGCAACGUGAUCGUAGCCCUGGCGCGAGACAGUGCAGGAGCCACCGGGCCCAAAACCAGUUCAGUAUACGUGUCCUAUGACUAUGGGAGCAGCUUCACCCUGAUCUCAGACCUCUUCCAGCUGGGCGCACCAGCCCAGAAGGACAGCAAGCAGGUCAUCUCCCAGUUCUACCACAGCCCCGCGGACAAUAAAAGGUACCUGUUUGCAGACACCAUCAACAACUACCUUUGGAGCACGUUUGACUUCUGCCGGAGGGUGCAGGGCUUCCCGGCUCCCUUCAAGCCCUCAGACCUGCUUCUGCACAGCCGGAAACCCAACCUGGUGCUGGGUUAUGAUGGAUCCCACCCCAACAAGCAGCUGUGGAAGUCUCAGGACUUUGGCCAGACAUGGAUUCUGAUUCAGGAGCAUGUGAAGGCCUACUUCUGGGGCGUGGAGCCGUACGACCCCCCCACCACAGUCCUGGUCCAGAGGCACGAGCCCCAGGGGGGGUCCUCCAUCCUCAGCAGCACAGACUUCUUCCAGAGCGAGCAGAACCGACGGAUCAUCCUGGAGCAGGUGGACAGCUUCCAGCUCCGAGACAAGUACAUGUUCGCCACCACCACUAGGACAUUGUUUGGCAGUCAUGAAUCUUCGUCUGUCCAGCUGUGGGUCUCCUACAACCGCCAGCCAAUGAAAGCUGCCCAGUUCAUGACCCGUCAUCCAAUCACAGAGUACUACAUAGCAGAUGCGUCUGAGGACCAGGUGUUUGUGUGUGUGAACCACCAGAACAACGUGACCCACCUGUACAUCUCCGACAGCCAAGGUCUGUCCUUCUCUCUGUCCCUGGAGAACGUUCUCUACUACAGCCCUGAGGGCUCUGGCAGCAACACACUCAUCAGGUACUUUGCCAGUGAGCCGUUUGCAGACCUGCACCGUGUGGAGGGUCUGAGGGGUGUGUUCAUCGCCACGCUGGUCAACGGCUCUCUAAGCGAGGACAACAUGCGCUCGGUCAUCACCUUCGACAAGGGGGGCACCUGGGAGCUGCUGCCCCCCCCCACCUCAGACAGCCUGGGGGGUACGGUGGACUGCAAGCUGUCCCGGGGCUGUUCCCUCCACCUGGCCCAGAGGUGGAGUCAGCUGCUCAACCUGCAGCUGCGCCGCAUGCCCAUCCUCAGCAAGGACUCUGCCCCAGGACUCGUAAUGGCCACAGGCUCUGUGGGCAGUAACCUAGCCAACAAGGCUAAUGUUUAUGUGUCCAGCAGUGCUGGGGCCCGCUGGAGAGAGGCUCUGGCUGGCCCCCACUUCUACACAUGGGGCGACCACGGGGGGCUGCUCAUGGCCAUCGCUCAGGGGGGGUCCACCAUGAACCUCAAGUUCAGCACCAACGAGGGGGAGACCUGGACAGACUUCCAGUUUUCCGACAGGGAGGUGUACGUCUACCAGCUGCUGACGGAGCCCGGCGAGAAGAGCACCAUCUUCACCAUCUUCGGCUCCUACGCUGACCAGCACCACAGCUGGCUCAUCCUGCAGGUCAAUGCCAGCGAUGUGCUCGGUGUGCCCUGUGCUGAGGGGGACUACAAGCUGUGGUCUCCGUCAGACGAGCGUGGGAACGACUGCCUGCUGGGGAAGGAGAUGGUGUACAAGCGCCGCACGCCACACGCCACCUGCUUCAACGGAGAGGACUUCGACAGGCCCGUCACCGUGACAAACUGCUCCUGCACUCGGCAGGACUACGAGUGUGACUAUGGCUUCAAGCUCAGUGAGGACCUGUCCCUACAGGUGUGUGUACCUGACCCCGAGUUCUCAGGGAACCUGUACGCCCCACCUGUGCCCUGUCCUGUGGGCACCACCUACCGCCGCAGCAAGGGGUACAGGAAGGUGCCUGGUGACAGCUGUAGUGGAGGAGAUGUGGAGACCAGGCUGGAUGGAGAGAUGCUACCCUGUCCUGUGGGAGAGAGUACUGAGUUCAUCCUGUAUGCGGUGAGGAACUCCAUCCACCGCUACGACCUGCUGACAGGCACCGACCAGCCUCUGCCCCUGACGGGGCUGCGUGAGGCCGUGGCGCUGGACUUUGACUACGACAGGAACUGCCUGUACUGGGCCGACAUCUCCCUGGAUACCAUACAGCGUCUCUGUCUGAAUGGCAGCACAGGACAGGAAGUGGUCAUCAGAAAGGACCUGCAGAAUGUGGAAGCAUUGACCUUUGACCCCAUCAGCAGGCUUCUGUACUGGGUGGACGCGGGGGCACAGAAGAUCGAGGUGUCCAACCCAGAUGGGGACCUGCGCCACACUCUGCUCAACUCCUCUGUCCUGGAACACCCCCGAGCCCUGGUCCUGCUGCCUGGAGAGAGUCUGAUGUUCUGGACGGACUGGGGCGACCACGCAGCCGGCGUGUACCGCAGCUUCAUGGACGGCUCCAACGUGAGCUGCAUCGUGUCGGAGGGCGUGCGCUGGCCCAACGGCAUCACGGCGGACGAGCGCUGGCUGUACUGGACGGAGGCGUACGGAGACCGCAUCGAGCGGGCGGACUUCAGCGGCGGCCAGCGCAGUGUGGUCAUGGAGGGGCUGCCGCACCCCUACGCCAUCGCCGUCUUCAAGAACGACCUGUACUGGGAUGACUGGUCCAGGAUGGGCAUCUUCAAGGCUCCCAAGGCCGGCUCCCAGAGCAAUGAGCUGAUAGUGGGCCGUCUGACCGGGGUCAUGGACCUGAAGAUCUUCUACAAGGGCAAGGCCCGAGGACAUAAUGCGUGUGUGGACCUGCCCUGCAGCCUCCUCUGCCUCCCCCAGCCUGGGCACCGCCACACCUGUGUCUGCCCCGACGGAGUCCCCUCCACCCCCCUGCCCAGCGGCCAGCUGCGGUGCCAGUGCCCCCCCAACUACCAGCUGGUCAACAACACCUGCGUCAAGACUGAGCACAGCUGCCAGCCUAACCAAUACCAGUGCUCCAACGGCCGCUGCAUCAGCAGCAUCUGGAAGUGUGACAGCGACAACGACUGCGGAGACAUGAGCGACGAGCUGGAGUGUCCCACCACCACCUGUGACCCGUCCAUCCAGUUCCGCUGUGUGGCCUCGGGCUCCUGCAUCCCCCUGGCAUUCAAAUGUGACCACGAGGACGACUGUGGUGACAACAGUGACGAGGAGCACUGUGAUAGCCACCAGUGCGGCCCAGGAGAGUUCACGUGUGACCGGGGCGUCUGCAUCCGGGAGGCUUGGCGUUGUGAUGGAGACAACGACUGCAGGGACUGGUCAGAUGAGGCCAACUGUACAGUGGGGCACCACACGUGCGAGGCCAGCAGCUUCCAGUGCCACACAGGUCACUGCAUCCCUCAGCGCUGGGUGUGUGACGGAGAUGACGACUGCCAGGACGGCUCCGACGAGGAGAGCGUGCACUGUGAGGGCAAACACUGUAAUGGCUUCCUGUGCUCCAACGAUACCUGUCUACCUGCCAGCGCCCACUGCAACGGCGUCCAGGACUGCCCAGGGGGCGCCGACGAGCAGCACUGUGACCCCCUGUGCACUCGUUACAUGGAGUUUGUGUGUCAGAACCGGGCCCAGUGUCUGUUCCAGUCCCUGGUGUGUGACGGGAUCAGACACUGCGAGGACGGCUCAGACGAAGACCCGGGUUACGCCGGAUGUGCCGCGCCCUCCGAGUUUGGGAAGGUGUGUGACGCGUACAUGUUCCAGUGCUCCAACGGAGUGUGUGUGAGUCUCCGCUGGAAGUGUGACGGCACGGACGACUGUGGAGACUACUCUGACGAAGCCAACUGUGACUCCCCUACAGGGCUGCCGGGCUGCAUGAGCUCUCAGUAUGAGUGUGCUAACGGACGCUGUGUCCCCAACUGGUGGAAAUGUGACGGGGAGAACGACUGUGGAGACUGGUCUGAUGAAGCCCACUGCACAGGAGAGGAGAUCCCCCAGACCCCCGACCCCCGCCCCUCCUCCUGCGCCCCCAACAGGUUCCACUGUGGCUCCGGCGCCUGCAUCAUCAACACGUGGGUGUGCGAUGGCUACGCAGACUGCCCUGAUGGCAGUGAUGAGCUGGGCUGCCCUACAGCAGCCAAGGGCACAGUGCCUGCAGCCUCCACCCAAGCCCCGCCCCAACCAGGGCGCUGCAGCCAGGGCCAGUUCCUCUGCCUCAGACCCCCCCACUGCAUCCCCGACUGGCAGCGAUGCGAUGGACACCCCCACUGCCAGGACGGCUCAGACGAGGCCCACUGUCCGACGCGAGGGCCACUGUGGUGCGUGAACGGGACUCGCUGUGCGGACGGCGAGGCGUGUGUGCUGGAGAGCGAGCGCUGUGAUGGCUUCAUGGACUGCUCUGACCACAGUGACGAGGACAACUGCAGCGCCGACUCCCUGGUCUAUAAGAUUCAGAACCUGCAGUGGACGGCAGACUUCUCUGGUGACGUCACUCUGACCUGGUCACGCCCCAAAAACCUCCCGCCCGCCUCCUGCUACUUCCUCAUCUACUUCAGGCUGGUGGGGAUCCAGCAGUGGACCAUCAUGGACACCCACAGCAACAAGAGCAGCGCCCGGCUCAGUCUCCUGAAGCCGGACAGCAGCUACCAGGUGAAGGUUCUGACCCAGUGCCUCAACAAGCUGCACAAGACCAACGAGGUGCUCACACUCAGGACGCCUGAGGGACUGCCAGACCCGCCUAGAAACCUGCAGCUGUCAUGUGACAGGGGGGAGGAGGGGAGUGUGCUGGUGUCCUGGAGCCCCCCAGACAAGACCCACGGACUGCUGAGGGAGUACAUCGUGGAGUACAGUGAUAGGAGCAGUGUGGAGUGGUCAUCUCUCAGAAGCACCACCGCCACUGUUGAAGUCAAGAACCUGCAGUCCAACACACUUUACAGCUUCAGGGUGUCAGCCGUGACCAGUCGAGGAGUAGGAAACUGGUCCGAGGUCAAGUCCAUCACUCCUCAGAAAGCCCUCCCUCCUCCCUCUGUCAUUGCUGACAGCAUCACUAAUGACUCCAUGAGCUUCUCCUUCAGCUUCAACUCUGAGCACAAGGUGAAGCAGUACAUGGUGGUUCUCUCCUGGGAGUUCGACGCUCACGUGAAGGAGAGCAGGAACUUCACAGUGAUCUCUGUACUGAGAGCGGGGAGCCUGGCACCGGGGACCGUGUACGAGGUGGCAGUGUGGGCGCACACCAGCGUGGGCGACAGCCCCACAGCUCUGUCCAUGCAGCAGACCCUGGGGCCCCGCCCGGAGCCCCCGCUCCUCAAGGCCCGCGCCCUCAACCAGACCUCUGCAGACUGCAGCUGGAGCACCACAGGCCCCCCUGCACAGGUGUAUGGUGUGUUCUUUGCCACCUCCUUCCUGGACCUGUAUCGGAGACCACAUUGUGUGAACACGUCUGCCUCCAGCAUCACCUUGACUGUGGGCGGCAACGAGCAGUACCUCUUCCUGGUGCGGGCUGUGGCCCCCUACCUGGGCCCCCCCUCAGACUCGGUGGUGGUGCGGAUGAUCCCCAGCGAGCGCCUGCCCCCCAGGAACCUCCACAGGGUCCAUGUGGAGCAGACCCAGGCCCUGCUCAAAUGGCAACCCCCCUACGACUCCCCUAGCACCCCUCUGACAUAUGCGAUCAGUGUGAGGGACACCAUCCGUAAGACAGAGCACAGCUACAAGCUGGAGACCAAGAAUAACUCGGUGGAGUACAGGCUGGCAGGCCUGGAGCCUGGAGGACGCUACAGCGUCACCGUCAGGCUCAGGAACAUGAGCAAGGAGGCCAGCUACACUCUCAACACAGUACCUCUGCCUCCCCCUGAGGCUCUGAAGAUUCUGACAGAGAAGGACCACGCGUUCCUGUUCUGGAAGAGUCUGGCGGUCAGGGAGAAGGGCUUCAACGACAGCAGGGGCUAUGAGGUGCACGUGUACGACAGUGUGACCAACUCCAACACGUGUCUGGGGAACACCACAGAGACAUACUUCCGUAUCGGCAGCCUGCAGGCGGGACACAACUACACCUUCUCCGUCCAGGCCCGCUGUCUGCUGGCUGGCCAGCUGUGUGGGGAGCCAGCCCUGCUCCUGUAUGACCAGCUGGGCUCAGGUCCCAGCGAGGCGUCCCACAGCACGGCCAGGUCAGGUGACAUGGCGGCGGUGGUGGUGCCCGUGCUGUUCCUGCUGCUGCUGGCGCUGUGCGGCGGCAUGGUGGCGCUCUACCUGCGACACCGGCGCCUCACCAACAGCUUCACCGCCUUCGCCAACAGCCACUACAACUCACGCCUCGGGGCCGCCAUCUUCUCCUCUGGGGACGAGCUGGGGGAUGAUGAUGAAGAUGCUCCGAUGAUCAGUGGCUUCUCAGAUGACGUUCCCAUGGUGAUUGCAUAGCGCUCCACCCCCCCAUCCCUCCCACCUCCACCCCCCCACCCCCUACACACCUCCCUCCACCCUGACCAGAGUUAGAGGGCGCUCCUUGACUGUCAACCAAACGUGUGCGGGUUUCAGGAACACAGGACGACAAGUGAAAGAAGAUGAAAAUGAAAGAGAUAUUUUUUGAAAAUACGAUGCACUUUUUUUGGAUGCGCAAUAACUUAUUUUUUUAUAUAUAAUAUAUCUAUAUAUAUAUAUAUGGGUCAAUAUGGACUACGCUGGGAGGGGCGGAGUUCAAAGCAGGAAGUGAUUCAGGCGUUAGGGGAGGAGCUUUGCCGUGUGUCCCGCCUGGCUGGGUCAUCACUUCAAGCCAAAAUAAGAACCUGCCAACUGGAACGUCACCUAGCAACUGGAGCAUUCAACGGGGGGAAACAUUAUCUGUAUCCAUACACACAAAGUAUGAGAACAUUGUACACGGUGAAGUGAUGAUGUCAUUUUCCACAAACUAAACAAACGCAGUUUAGUCCAUUCAGUCAGGUCAGUCUGAUAGUAAAAGUAGCUACCUGAACAGGUACAGCCUCUUGCAGAGAGAGAGGAGGGUGACGAGGGUUGUUGUCGUCGUCAUGGUUUUCUGUUUGUCUGUCUGUGUAUGUCUGCCUGUUUGUCUGCACGUAUCAGAUCACUCCAGCUAUUGUUGAACACAUUGUGAUCCUUGUAACUGUUUAAUUUUAAACUACUGGCACACCAGAGGGGUGGGUUCUUACUAUAGGACCAUGUAGGACCAUGCAGUACUAGGUAGUACUAUGCAGUACCAUGUAGUAACAUGCAGUACUAGGCAGUACUUGUUGUAUGCAGUGCAAGGUAAUACCAUGCAGUGCUAGGUAGUACUAUUCAGUACUAUAUGACAUGCACUAUGUCAUGUUGAAACGUCAUGUUGAGAUUUUUCAAGAGCCAUGUUUCUUUAUGUAAUUCAUUGCUUUUAUUUUUAUUUAGAUGAAUGUAUUUUCUAUAUCUGUGAUUCUGAGGCUUUGAUAAUGUGGAAGCAGCCCAGACACCAGUGGUCUCUGAGCCCUGGGCCUGGACAGCCUCCCUUCUGGAGGCUUCAGCUCCAACCCUAAUCUAGCACACCUGAUUCUAAUAAUUACCCGGUUGACGUGUUGAAUCAUGUUGGGUACAACUGGGCUUGUAGUAAAGACGUACAUGGCGGCAGCUGUCCGGGAGCAGGUUUAGAGAGCCUUGUCGCCGGCGUGCUGUUGUCCUAGCCGUGCUCCGGCCCAGCUGUGCCCCGGCGCAUGCCGUCCUCAGUGGUGAAGUCCCGUCAUUCUGUUUACCACAUAUGCCUUAUUAAACCACUCUGGACCUUGCUGUAGGAUGAAACACACGUGCAUGCACAAACACUCUCACACACACACGAACACGCAUGCAUGCAAUACAGGCACUACCAGAUGUGCACACUCACACACACAACACAGUAUACGUUACAAAUACACUCACGGUACACAGUGUCCAUACACAUCAUUGUAGACACUUAAGGAGAGAGAGAGAGAGAGAGAGGGAGAGAGAGGGGGGGUGAUGGAGAGGAGGUGUGGGAAGAGAUGCAGGGUGGAAGUGAUAAACAGAGAAGAGAAGACAUACUUCUAUUUAGUGUAAAGUCCCUAAUGCUGAACAGACCAGCUCUGUACAGCAGACACAUGCCCACAUGACUUUCUCCCUGUCAAGUUUUAACACUUGUCUUGUACAAAAUAUGAUUACUGGGUAUUGUGUGACGGUUUUUCCCCUGGUGUCUAAUUGUCAAUGAAUUAAUUUGUUGUAAGAUAGUAUGCUUAAAAAUGUUUUUUUGCACAAAUAAUGUGUAAAUGAUGAAACUGUUACACAUGGUCAUACUUGGAGAUAUUCUUGCUUGCUGAUGGAGGGUAUGUUGGGUGUGACAGGUACUGAAGCUUGGUUUGAGGUGUUAUGCUGAAAUAAACUGUCUGAAAAUGUGA
Molecule: messenger RNA, 8661 nt
Organism: Osmerus eperlanus (European smelt)
Lineage: Eukaryota; Metazoa; Chordata; Actinopteri; Osmeriformes; Osmeridae
Gene: sorl1
Product: sortilin-related receptor, L(DLR class) A repeats containing
Exons: 48
Coding region: 23-6694 (2223 amino acids)
Biological process (GO): protein targeting to lysosome; post-Golgi vesicle-mediated transport; protein retention in Golgi apparatus
Cellular component (GO): membrane; Golgi apparatus
Molecular function (GO): protein binding
Source: RefSeq, a predicted model, not a curated record